Molecule: messenger RNA, 1752 nt
Organism: Spodoptera frugiperda (fall armyworm)
Lineage: Eukaryota; Metazoa; Arthropoda; Insecta; Lepidoptera; Noctuidae
Product: mitochondrial protein C2orf69 homolog
Exons: 10
Coding region: 259-1371 (370 amino acids)
Cellular component (GO): mitochondrion
Source: RefSeq, a predicted model, not a curated record
UAAUCAAUGGUCGCUCGCAACUCGCCGCUGUCAUUUUUUUAUCAAUAUGACGUCUAUUUUUAUUUUGUGAUUGUGGAAGUGGACAGAUAACGAUUUGUAUUCUUGUCGAAUAUUAUCAAUUUUUCAAGCAUACGUGAAUUUUAUGGCAAAAAUUAAUGAAAGUGCAGUUUUUCAGUGAUGAAUUAUGCUAUUUACAAUAGUUAUUUGCGAUUCCGGCAGUGAUUUGGGACAGCAACAAUUAGUGUAAGAAGCCGCACCAUGCUGCCGGUGCGUCUGCGGCGCGUUGUGGGCCACGAGGGCCGCUCCAACGACGCCCUGUUCCAGCCGGCAGCCCGCGCUCCGCCCCUCUCACAGCAUACCCUCGUGUUCUUCGGGGGUGAUGUCCAGGACUAUCCAGAGCUGAUGCAGGCCCACCGUGACAACAGGAACUACAUAAAGUGGAACCUGGAGAACACGGUGCGCAUGCUGGGCCACAACUUCCCCACCAAGCACAUCCUGGCUGUCCGGCCUUCCAGUAGGUACGUCGGUGGUUCCAGGAUAGAGUACAAGAGCUUCAGUUGCUAUGACAACUUCGUGCCCAGCAACAACGCUGGAGUACCAGAACAUACUCCCACGCAUAGCGCCCUGCACCAUCUGGAGAGGCUUCUCCAAGGAGUCAGCAGCAGGAUAAAGAGUUUCUCCACCUCGGAGCUGGUGGAGGCAUUCUCCCCCGUGUCCCUGCCUGAGGAUAUCGACAUAGAAGACCUACAUAACUCAGCGAUCCACGCGGCGGCCGCGGCGGAGGCGACCAAGUCCAACGGUGCGAAGGCGCAGGCCGGCAGCUCGCAGUCUGCAGACAAUGUGCUCGCCGAACACAAGCCUGAGUCGGACCCGCUCUGGUGGCGGGAGAACUUCGCCCUGGACGAGACGCAGCUGACGCUGGUGGGGUUCAGCAAGGGGUGCGUCGUACUCAACCAGCUCAUCUACGAGUUCCACUACACCAAGACUCUCACUCCUGGAGACGCGCAUAUGAUGAGGUUCAUGGAGCGUAUAGUGGACAUGUACUGGCUGGACGGCGGCCACGCGGGCGGGAAGAACACGUGGAUCACGUCGCGCAGUCUGCUGGAGACGCUCACUCGACUCAAUGUGAACGUGUUUAUCCACGUGAGUCCUUACCAAGUACAAGAUGAGGCGAGGCCCUGGAUCGGCAGAGAGGAGAAAGCUUUCACCAGCUUGCUGAAGAAACUUGGCGCAAAGGUGAACAGAUACUUCCACGAGCAGCCCGGCAUGACCCACUCGCUGCACAUGCACUUCGAGGUGCUCGCCAACUUCAAGAAGAUGCAGGACUCCAUCCCCGCCAGCAUGCCUGAUACCUCCGACGAAGACGCCUAGACUCCUCGUUGCCAUGGAAACCUUGCUAGUACCGGCGGUAAAUAUCACACAUUAUUUAGCGCCUGUUUCACUACCUUCAUAUAAGUGCCCGAUAAACUUAUGUGACAGAUAGUGCAUACAAAUUACAUUCUUAAUUCAAAGUUAUCUGAUACAUAGCGAUUAUCCAGACAUUGUGAAACAAGUCCUUAGUUUGAAAAAAUCUCUACAUAUUUUAAAUACAAAGUUUUAUAAUGAGCGUAAAAACUGCUAUAGGGACUUUUAAGCAGUUUUGUGGUUCAUAAGGAAUGGUAGGAGUAAAGGAAAAUUCAAUAGGUCAUAUCAUAUUUGUUAUUCCACCUUUUUAGAACAAUAAGUUCGAGGUAUCAGCUACUGACUUGAUAU